Molecule: messenger RNA, 1350 nt
Organism: Spinacia oleracea (spinach)
Lineage: Eukaryota; Viridiplantae; Streptophyta; Magnoliopsida; Caryophyllales; Amaranthaceae
Product: expansin-A23-like
Exons: 2
Coding region: 93-857 (254 amino acids)
Biological process (GO): plant-type cell wall organization
Cellular component (GO): extracellular region
Source: RefSeq, a predicted model, not a curated record
AUAUGAUAAUCUCAUCAUAAUCUAAUAAAUUACAAAAAUUGAGUAUAAAUCAUACAUUUUUACAAUAAAAUUCAUACAUUUUUACAGUAAAAAUGGUUAGAUUUCUUCCAUUUUUGUAUUAUUGUUUCUUCGCUAUUACACUGACACUGUCUUUAAGUUGUCAAGCCGCCAACGACAAGUGGGUGACGGAUGCCCAUGCCACAUUUUAUGGUGAUAUGAAAGGAGGCGAGACUAUGUAUGGUGCUUGUGGGUAUAAAGAUCUAUAUACACAAGGUUACGGCCUUGAAACAGCAGCAUUAAGCACAGCGUUAUUCAACAAUGGAUCGGCAUGUGGAUCAUGUUAUGAAAUACAAUGCAUAAACUCCAAAUGGUGCAAACCCAACAAAAAUACUAUUAAGAUCACUGCCACAAACUUUUGCCCUCCUAACUACACAAAAACAGUCGAUAUUUGGUGUAAUCCUCCUCAAAAACACUUCGAUUUAUCACUUAAGAUGUUCUUAACAAUUGCGGAAUACAAAGCCGGGAUUGUUCCUGUACGAUUUCGCCGAGUUCCUUGUGUUAGGAAGGGUGGCUUGAAAUUCCUACUACAAGGGAAUCAAGGUUGGUACCUUGUACUAGUGUUUAAUGUUGGAGGUGUUGGAAAUGUUGUUGAUGUUAAGAUUAAGCCGUCUAAUUCCAGAAUUUGGAUGCAAAUGACGCGUAAUUGGGGGCAAAAUUGGCAAUUUACGCGAAAUUUGAUAGGCCAAAGUUUGUCAUUCCAAGUGACAACUAGUGAUGGUAAAAUGGUGCAGUCCGAUAACGUCGUACCGGCUAAUUGGCAAUUUGGCCAAACAUUUGAAGGCAGCAAAAACUUCUAAUGAACAUAAUUAAGUAUGAAUGAUUGUUCUUAAUCAAAUUAAUAUUUGGCGUACACAUUCAACGGAAUGCCAUAAUAUAUUGUACGGAGUAAAAGAGAUCGGAAGUUCGACCUAUAAGAUAGAUUUUUUUUGGUGGAAAUUAUAGUAUGCAAAUUCCAGUUUGGCAUCCACGGCGUUUGUAUUGUUUUUCAUAAGAUAGCCAUUUCCCCUUUUUAGUUUCUUUCAUGGAGCAAUAAUUACAAAGUUAUUGUCUUUUUGAUCUCUAAUGUAAUAUCGAUGACAAAUUCAUAAGCAUCGAGGUGCACCAUACAAGUAGGUAUGGGAGUUGGCUUGAAACAUAUCCAAUUUUAUCUCUUAAUUAGAAUCACUGAUAAUUUGAAACUUCCCUUUGUGUCAAUAAUACAUUCUAAGGCCUUUUGUAACACCAAAAAUCUCGGCAAAGUAGAAUGAAAGUGUUACGUACACCGGAUUUAUUAUAACACCAUUUUCCUUG